CGCGGGAUUGGCUGCGGUACUCGCGUGUCAGGCGGUUGCUAAGCUCCGGCCGCGCGCCCCGCCCUCGCGCUCGGCGCCCUCUCACCGCCCGGCUCCGGGUGCUCAGGGAUGGAGCAGGUGUGCAGAGGGUGACCGCCCAGCUCUGGGACCACGCCGCUUACCUCCGUUCAUCGUGACACUCUCGGCUUGAGCAGACUUGACCCUGGAUGAGGAUGUCUGUGGGCCUUCCGCUGCCGCUCCCCCUCUCGGGGAGGACCUUUCUCCUUCUGUUCUGUGUGUCCGUGACUCAGUCCCACUGGCCGAGUGACCCUUCAGAGGCCAUCAGGGACUGGGAGAACCAGCUGGAGGCGUCCAUGCACUCGGUGCUCUCAGACCUCCCGGAGGCGGUUCCCACAGUGGUUGGCAUUCCUGAUGGCACAGCUGUCGUUGGGCGCUCCUUUCGAGUGACCAUUCCGACAGAUUUAAUUGCCUCCAAUGGAGACAUCAUCAAGGUAUCUGCGGCAGGGAAGGAGGCCUUGCCGUCCUGGCUGCACUGGGACCCGCAGAGCCGCAUCCUGGAGGGGCUCCCCCUAGACACCGAUAAGGGGGUGCACUACAUUGCAGUGAGCACGGCACGGCUGGGGGCCAAUGGGAGCCACGUGCCCCAGACCCCCAGCGUGUUCUCAAUCGAGGUCUACCCCGAAGACCACAGCGAGCAGCCGGCCGUGCGGACCGGGUCACCCGACCCUGGCGAGGUGGUUUCAUCUGCCUGUGCGGCGGAGGAGCCCGUGACUGUCCUGACAGUCAUUCUGGACGCCGACCUUACCAAGAUGACCCCAAAGCAAAGGAUUGACCUCUUGCGCAGGAUGCGGAGCUUCUCAGGAGUGGAGCUUCCCAGCAUGAAGUUGGUGCCCGUGGUGAACAAUAGGCUCUUUGACAUGUCGGCCUUUAUGGCGGGCCCAGGAAAUGCAAAGAAGGUUGUAGAGAAUGGGGCCCUGCUCUCCUGGAAGCUGGGCUGCUCCCUGAGCCAGAACAGCGUGCCCGACAUUCGCAGUGUAGAGGCUCCUGCCAGGGAGGGUGCUAUGUCAGCACAGCUCGGCUACCCCGUGGUGGGUUGGCAUAUCGCCAAUAAGAAGCCCCCUCUUCCCAAACGCAUCCGGAGGCAGAUCCACGCCACACCCACGCCUGUCACUGCUAUUGGGCCCCCAACCACAGCCAUUCAGGAGCCACCAUCCAGGAUUGUGCCCACUCCCACGUCUCCAGUCAUCGCUCCUCCCACAGAGACCCUGGCACCUCCAGUCAGGGACCCCGUUCCCGGGAAGCCCACAGUCACCAUUCGGACUCGAGGUCCCAUCAUUCAGACCCCAACUCUAGGCCCUAUCCAGCCCACUCGGGUAUCAGAAGCUGGCACCACGGUUCCUGGCCAGAUCCGCCCCACGAUGACCAUUCCCGGCUAUGUGGAGCCCACGGCAGUCGCCACUCCUCCCACAACUACCACCAAGAAGCCACGAGUUUCCACGCCAAAACCAGCUACGCCUUCCACAGACUCAACCACCACGACGCGAAGGCCAACCAAGAAGCCACGAACCCCCCGACCGGUGCCUCGGGCCACCACCAAAGCUCCCAUCACCAGAUUGGAAACAGCCUCCCCGCCUACACGCAUCCGCACAACCACCAGCGGGGUGCCCCGCGGAGGAGAACCCAACCAGCGCCCAGAGCUCAAGAACCACAUCGACAGGGUGGACGCCUGGGUCGGCACCUAUUUUGAGGUGAAGAUUCCGUCAGACACCUUCUACGACAAGGAGGACACCACCACUGAUAAGCUGAAGCUGACCCUGAAGCUUCGGGAGCAGCAGCUGGUGGGCGAGAAGUCUUGGGUGCAGUUCAACAGCAACAGCCAGCUCAUGUACGGCCUGCCUGACAGCAGCCACGUGGGCAAGCACGAGUACUUCAUGCACGCCACCGACAAGGGUGGCCUGUCAGCUGUGGAUGCCUUUGAGAUCCAUGUCCACAGGCGCCCUCAGGGGGACAGGGCUCCUGCGCGGUUCAAGGCCAAGUUGGUGGGUGACCCGGCACCAGUGGUGAAUGACAUUCACAAGAAGAUCUCCCUGGUGAAGAAGUUGGCCUUCGCCUUUGGGGACCGCAACUGUAGCACCGUCACCCUCCAGAAUAUCACGCAGGGCUCCAUUCUGGUGGAGUGGACCAACAACACGCUGCCCCUAGAGCCCUGUCCCAAGGAGCAGAUCACGGGGCUGAGCCGCAGGGUCGCCGAGGAUGACGGGAAGCCUCGGGCUGCCUUCUCCAAUGCGCUGGAGCCUGACUUCAAGGCCUUGAGUGUUGCUGUGACGGGUUCUGGUAGCUGCCGGCACCUGCAGUUUAUCCCCGUGGCGCCGCCCAGGAGGGUGCCUUCAGAGGCACCGCCCACGGAGGCGCCAGAUAGGGACCCUGAGAAGAGCAGCGAGGAUGACGUCUACCUGCACACAGUCAUUCCGGCUGUGGUGGUCGCGGCCAUCCUGCUCAUUGCCGGCAUCAUCGCCAUGAUCUGCUAUCGCAAGAAACGGAAGGGAAAGCUCACCCUUGAGGACCAGGCCACCUUCAUCAAGAAGGGGGUGCCUAUCAUCUUUGCAGAUGAGCUGGAUGACUCCAAGCCCCCGCCCUCCUCCAGCAUGCCACUUAUCCUUCAGGAGGAGAAGGCCCCUCUCCCCCCUCCUGAGUACCCCAACCAGAGCGUGCCCGAGACCACUCCUCUGAACCAGGACACCGUGGGGGAGUACACACCCCUGCGGGAUGAGGAUCCCAACGCACCUCCCUACCAGCCUCCCCCACCCUUCACAGCCCCCUUGGAGGGCAAGGGCUCCCGUCCCAAGAACAUGACCCCAUACCGGUCACCCCCUCCCUACGUCCCCCCUUAACCCACAAGCGCCUGGGUGGAGGCAGGGGCAGGGCAGGGCCCGGAGACAGCACGGUGUUGUCUGGAGACCGGGGGCCUGCAGACCGUCGCCCGCCGGGAGCCGGCACCUGACUAGCACACGCUGACCCGCGCGGGGCCUGGACUGGCCUGCCCUCUCUGGUCCUCUUGAGCCCCAAAGCGGCUAGAGAGACUUUGGGGACAUUUUUACUUUUAUUUUUUGCCUAACAGCUUUUUGUUUGUUCAUAGAAAAUUCUUCGCUGCGUUUUUGAUGGCUGGCUGUGAAAGCACCAUUUGGCGUAGAAGUAGAUGGAGGGAGCGAGGAACCGUGAAUGAACUCGCAGGCAGUGCUGGGCGGCCUCCCAGCUCUCUGCGUUUUGCCUUUAACACUAACUGUACUGUUUUUUCUAUUCACGUGUGUCUAGCUGCAGGAUGUAACCUGGAAAACAGUAGCUAAAGAUUAAAUUCAAAGGACUUUCUUAAGGUUAAGUUUUUACAUUUAAUCUGCUGUUUACCUAAACUUGUAUGUAUAAUUUUUGGGUGGGUAUGGGAAAUUGCUUUGCUAAGAAUAAGCUCCCAGGGUGUUUCAAACUUAGAGAAGACCAAGGGACAGUAUUUUUUAAUCAAAGGAAUCCUAUUUUUUCACACUAUGUAAACUGGGUUGCUCUGAUACCCCAGAGUUGGACUGGGGGCCUCCCGGCCCUGGCUCCUCGAGGGGGGCCGGGGCCCUGGUGCUGGGCUUGCUCCCCCGCUGCGGCCAGGGGCUGGAAGCUGGAGGGGCCUCUCUAGGAGGGGCCGUGGACACUCACACCCCACCCCGCGCAUGCUAGCGGCUUACCACCGAGGGGUCUUCAUUUCCAUGGAAAGGGGACUCCGAGAGGCAGCGGGCCAUGGCCCCCAACCUAGGUGCUCCAGGGUGGACCAGCUGCUCAUGGGGGUACCUGGGGAGGUCGAGGGACUCGACCACAUCGACCUAGUUUCUUUUACCCGUCUGUGUUCUUCCCCUCCUAAAAGGAAUAUCAUGGUUUUUGAAACACUCAGUGGGGGACAUUUUGGUGAAGAUGCAAUAUUUUUAUGUCAUGUGAUGCUCUUUCCUCACUUGACCUUGGCCGCAUUGUCCCAACAGUCCACAGCCCCCACCCUGACCCACCCCACCCCAAUUCUCUGGCGCUCCUGUCCCGGACCUGGGGCCUGAAUGGCUGGGAAAGUCUGGUGGCUGGGGAGGAGUGCCGGCAAUAGUUCAUAGUGAAAAAUCUGUGGGCUCUCAAAGCUAAUUUUUUACUAAAGUUUUUAUACAGCCUCAAAUUGUUUUAUUAAAAAAAUUUAAAACGGUGAUGCUUACAGCAGUUUGUACAAGCUCUUAGUGUUGAUUCCACGGAACUGACGGCUUUGCUCAUUUUUAUUUUACUUUGUCCCCUCCUUUUCCUAAUGGUUUAAAUUCUGGAAUUACACUGAGGCUUCUUUGGCCUUUUUUAGCAGAAUGCCCGUCCAUCCACCUGCAUCUCUGUCCCGUGACUCAGGGGCACCCCCUGUGCUUUGAUUCUCCUCCUUUGGAAGACACCAUUCUGAGCAUGACUCCUUAACGUCUGAGAGUUACUGGGGUACCUUUUAGGGAGGGAUGCCUUUUGCAAUAAUGUGGUCGAGGGUAGGUGGGUGGACCCAGGCUCCCUUUGCACACCAAGCAGCCACUUCUAAGCCAUAUAGACCUUUCUGCAGAGGACUCGUGUGUUCUGCCUUGGGAGGGAGGGCCGGUCAGAGGGGAGGGGCCUCCACCCUGCCCUCCCAAGGGCCUUCUGCUGUGCACCUGCUCCCACAGGGCCCAGCCACUCUCUCCCCUGCCCAGCCUCUGUGGGAACCUGAGUGGGCAGUGCCCCGGUUCGGGGAGCAUGCAGAUGAAGGCUCAGUGGACUUCUGGUGGCUGGGCCUUGUGCCUCCAAGCCCUGGUCCAAGCCAGAGUGCCCUAAGUGCCCCGGAGUUAGGAGCACGAGUGGGAUCUGAACUGGUGAGAUUAUUUUUGAUAACCUCAUCAAAAAGUAAGCAAUUCUCAGUGUUCCAGGUGAGGGCUCUGAAAGGCCUUCCAAACAGCUCAGUUGCCCCUAGCAACCCCACCACGGGGCACUGCCAUGCAGAGAUGCGGCUGGCCCGGAAUGGCCUGUUGCCAUAGCAACGGGAGGCGCCAGGGCAGUGAACAGAAUAACAACAGCAACAAUGCCCUUGCAGGCAGCCUCCUCCCCUGAGCAUGGGCUGGCAAUGGCCGCUGGACUCUGAGACAGUCCGUCUCACAUUCGAAUGUCCACCAACCACUGACGUGUUUUUAUUUCCUUCUAUAUGAUUUUAAGAUGUUUUCUGCAUUCUGUAUAGAAACAUAUCAAACUAAAUAAAAGCAGUGUCUUUAUUACAA
Artibeus jamaicensis (Jamaican fruit-eating bat) is the source of this 5288-nucleotide messenger RNA. RefSeq names its product dystroglycan 1 (gene DAG1). Gene Ontology annotation, molecular function: calcium ion binding; laminin binding. Gene Ontology annotation, cellular component: basement membrane; sarcolemma; dystroglycan complex. Lineage: Eukaryota; Metazoa; Chordata; Mammalia; Chiroptera; Phyllostomidae. The record is from RefSeq and is a predicted model, not a curated record. The transcript has 3 exons. Bases 207 to 2891 code for a protein of 894 amino acids. Gene Ontology annotation, biological process: axon guidance; morphogenesis of an epithelium; nerve development.